Messenger RNA from Olea europaea var. sylvestris, 1820 nucleotides. Its product is annotated as probable amino acid permease 7. The coding region runs from base 140 to 1549 and encodes 469 amino acids. The record is from RefSeq and is a predicted model, not a curated record. Gene Ontology annotation, cellular component: plasma membrane. The transcript has 7 exons. NCBI's taxonomy places the organism in Eukaryota, Viridiplantae, Streptophyta, Magnoliopsida, Lamiales, Oleaceae.
GACAGUGGAAUACAAAACCAUAAUGAACUUUACAGCUUAAUAAUUGGAUUAAACACAAUAUUUUCUGGUUGGUUGAUGGUUCGUAGUGCCAUUCUGAAUUUGCUUUGCUACACCCAAAUCCAAUACUCACCUGAAAAAAAUGGUUGAAGUUGAAGAAAGAGAUGGACAAACCUCUCCUCUGCUCACCGAUUCUGCAUCUUCAUCCGCAAAUUCUCAUAAUAACUCCAUAAAAAGAACAGGAACUGUAUGGACAGCAAUUGCCCAUAUAAUAACUGGAGUUAUAGGGUCUGGAGUGUUGUCAUUGGCAUGGAGUGUAGCUCAGCUGGGAUGGAUUGCAGGCCCAAUAUGUAUGGUGAUGUUUGGAAUAAUCACUAUAAUUUCAUCAAAUUUGCUCUGUAAUUGUUACAGAUAUCCUGAUCCUGAAGUUGGGCACAUCAGAAAUAGGUCUUAUGCUGAAGCUGUGAGGUCUUACUUAGGAAAGAAGAACAUGUGGGUGGCAGGAUCGUUUCUUCAAGAAAGCUAUUUUGGCUAUGGGACUGCUUAUACAAUAACAUCAGCCAUCAGUAUGAGGGCAAUUCUGAAAUCAAAUUGCUACCACAAGAAAGGGCACAAUGCUCCAUGUGAAUAUGGUGAAAAUUUGUUUAUGUUGAUAUUUGGAGCUGUACAAGUACUAUUCUCUCAGAUACCUGACUUCCACAACAUGGAGCUGCUCUCAAUAGUUGCAGCAAUCAUGUCCUUUGCUUAUACCUUCAUUGGACUCGCACUUGGUUUUGCAAAAGUAGUAGAAGAUGGAGAAAUCAAGGGAGAUAUUACUGGAGUAUCUACAGCUACAACGGCUCAGAAAGUAUGGCUCUCCUCACAAGCAAUUGGAGAUAUUGCUUUUGCUUUCACCUACAACAUAAUUCUUCUUGACAUUCAGGAUACUCUAAAGGCACCGCCGCCAGAGAACAAGACAAUGAAAAAGGCAUCAGCUACAGCUAUACUUAUUACCACAUUCUUCUUUCUCUGCUGUGGAUGUUUUGGAUAUGCUGCUUUUGGCAACCAGGCACCUGGAAAUCUAUUGACAGGCUUUGGAUUUUAUGAACCCUAUUGGCUUGUUGACUUUGCCAAUGCGUGUAUAGUUCUUCAUCUUGUGGGAGGAUAUCAGAUCUACAGUCAGCCAUUAUUUGCAGUAGCUGAGAGAUGGAUUUCAAAUAAGCAUCCAAAUAGUGAAUUCGUAAAUAAAGAACGCAGAAUUAAGCUCCCAUUACUGCCGGAUUUCAAGUUGAAUCUUCUUCGACUGUGUUUCAGAACUGCUUAUGUUGCGUCUACAACAGGGCUGGCUAUUCUUUUUCCUUACUUCAACCAAGUUUUAGGAGUUCUUGGUGCUUUAAAUUUCUGGCCUUUGGCUAUUUAUUUUCCAGUCGAGAUGUACCUUGCACAGAACAACAUUCGAGCUUGGACAGGAACAUGGACAGUUCUUCAGGCUUUCAAAAUAUUUUGCUUGCUAUGCACUAUUUUAGCUUUAGUCGGGUCGCUUGAGGGACUUAUAAGCAACAAACUAAGCUAGAAGUUAUUGAUAUGCUGAGUGAUUUCGUGGGAUGGAAAAUAUUAACUUCAUGUUUGGUAAGGAAUAUUAAAUCGUCCUCAAUGGUAGAAUGGACGAAAUUUUAGUGUUUUUUUAAUUUAAUAUUAUAAACUACUUUAUCAAAUAAGCCAUAAGUGGAUUUGUAUAGACCAAAAGAUUGAUGCUUGACGGUGGUGUAUUUUCUAUACCUAUCCGGAUUGUUAAAAGUGGACAUUUGGGAGUCAAUUGAUAAUAUUACAACGUAAUUUAGUUA